Haplochromis burtoni (Burton's mouthbrooder) is the source of this 5473-nucleotide messenger RNA. It is a transcript of the gene grm1a, whose product is annotated as glutamate receptor, metabotropic 1a. Gene Ontology annotation, cellular component: postsynaptic density membrane. The coding region runs from base 260 to 3778 and encodes 1172 amino acids. The transcript has 10 exons. Gene Ontology annotation, biological process: G protein-coupled glutamate receptor signaling pathway; regulation of synaptic transmission, glutamatergic. NCBI's taxonomy places the organism in Eukaryota, Metazoa, Chordata, Actinopteri, Cichliformes, Cichlidae. Gene Ontology annotation, molecular function: adenylate cyclase inhibiting G protein-coupled glutamate receptor activity; G protein-coupled receptor activity involved in regulation of postsynaptic membrane potential. The record is from RefSeq and is a predicted model, not a curated record.
GAGAGAGCAAGCAAGAAAUACGAGAGAGAGAGAGAGACGGAGAGAAAGAGAGAGAGGGGGAAGAGAGAGACUCAAGUCUAAUACCGCCGAAGACCACGCGCUACAGAAGACGGAUGAAGGCACGCGACAUGUCUCAAGGAUUCAGCAGGUGUGCGUGGAUGCCUCCCAGGUGUCGUGCUCGCAGGUCAUGGAUGGGAUAAGCGUGGAAGUACUGGCAGACAGCAGAUGAUAUGCCUGCACAGUUGGCACGGCUCACGCGAUGUGGCGCAACAUGGCAUGCGUAAAGAUGGGUCUCUUAGCUCUCCUGUGUCUCCCCGCGUGUCUCUUUCGGGUUCUCGUGCUCUCCCACAGCAGCAGCAUCUAUGAGCGGUCGGUGGUCCCACGUGCUGUUUCCCGCUCCGUGGCUCGCAUGGACGGAGACGUGAUCAUCGGCGCGCUCUUCUCUGUCCACCACCAGCCGUCUGCUGAGAAGGUGGCCGAGCGGAAGUGCGGGGACGUGCGCGAGCAGUACGGCAUACAGAGGGUCGAGGCCAUGUUCCACACUUUGGACCGAAUUAACGCCGAUCCCAACCUGCUCCCCAACAUCAGUCUUGGCUGUGAGAUCCGGGACUCCUGCUGGCACUCGUCUGUCGCCCUGGAGCAGAGCAUCGAGUUCAUCCGGGACUCCCUCAUCUCCAUCCGGGAUGAUAAGGACGGGUCCAAAUGGUGCAUUGACGGUACCCCAUCCAACCAGCCACCACCUUCCAAGAAACCUAUCGCUGGUGUGAUCGGACCUGGAUCCAGCUCUGUAGCUAUUCAGGUGCAAAACCUGUUGCAGCUUUUCAACAUCCCCCAGAUUGCCUACUCUGCCACCAGCAUCGACCUGAGUGACAAGACUUUGUUCAAGUACUUCCUGAGGGUCGUUCCUUCAGACACUCUUCAGGCUCGGGCCAUGCUGGACAUUGUCAAGCAUUACAACUGGACCUAUGUGUCUGCAGUGCACACUGAGGGAAACUAUGGGGAGAGUGGCAUGGAGGCUUUCAAGGAGCUGGCCUCUCAAGAAGGCUUGUGCAUUGCUCACUCGGACAAGAUCUACAGUAACGCAGGGGAGAAACAUUACGACCGCCUUUUGAGGAAAUUACGGGAGCGACUACCCAAAGCUCGUGUGGUGGUGUGUUUCUGCGAGGGCAUGACUGUCCGAGGUCUGCUGAUGGCCAUGAGGCGGCUCGGGGUUUAUGGAGAGUUCCUCCUUGUUGGCAGCGAUGGAUGGGCAGACCGUUACGAAGUUGUGGAGGGUUAUGAGCAGGAAGCAGAGGGAGGCAUCACAAUGAAGCUCCAAUCAGCGGUGGUCAGGUCCUUUGACGACUAUUACCUGAAGCUGCGUCUGGACAGCAAUACCAGGAACCCUUGGUUUCCAGAGUUCUGGCAGUAUCGUUUUCAGUGCCGCCUCCCAGGCCAUCCCCAGGAAAAGAAGAACUACAAAAAAGUCUGCUCCGGUGAUCACGGAAAUGAAAGUCUGCAAGAGAACUAUGUGCAGGAUAGUAAGAUGGGCUUUGUCAUCAAUGCCAUCUACGCCAUGGCUCAUGGCCUUCAUGAUAUGCACAAGGAGCUAUGUCCGGGACAGACAGGGCUCUGUGAGGCGAUGGAUCCCAUUGAUGGCAGCAAGCUUCUGGACUACCUGCUCAAAACAUCCUUCAGAGGAGUCUCGGGAGAGGAGAUUUACUUUGACGAAAAUGGAGACACCCCAGGAAGGUAUGACAUCAUGAAUUUACAGAGCGUGGGUGAUGAUCGCUAUGACUACAUAAACGUGGGGUCGUGGAGCGAGGGCAUCUUGAGCAUCGAUGACAACAAACUGUGGAUGAACAGCAGCGACAUGGUUCGCUCAGUCUGUAGUGAGCCCUGUUCCAAAGGACAGAUAAAGGUGAUUAGGAAGGGUGAGGUGAGCUGCUGCUGGAUUUGCACCACAUGCAAGGAUAACGAAUAUGUCCAGGAUGAAUUUACCUGCAAGGCGUGUGAGCUGGGAUGGUGGCCGGAUGAUGACCUGGCAGGUUGCCAGCCCCUGCCGUUGAAGUAUCUUGACUGGGCAGAUGUGGAAUCUAUAGUUGCUGUGGUUUUCUCCUGCGUGGGCAUCCUGAUCACCUCCUUUGUUACCUUUGUGUUCAUCCAGUACCGUGAUACACCUGUGGUUAAAUCCUCCAGCAGAGAACUCUGUUACAUCAUCUUGGCAGGCAUUUUCCUAGGCUACAUCUGUCCAUUCACAUUAAUCGCCCGUCCCACAGUGGCCUCCUGCUAUUUGCAGCGGCUCCUAGUGGGCCUUUCAUCUGCCAUGUGCUACUCUGCCCUGGUGACCAAAACUAACCGCAUUGCACGCAUUCUGGCUGGCAGCAAGAAAAAGAUCUGCACCAGGAAACCCCGUUUCAUGAGCGCCUGGGCCCAAGUGAUCAUUGCCUUUAUGCUUAUUAGUGUGCAGCUAACUCUGGAGAUUACACUCAUCAUUCUAGAGCCCCCCGAGCCCAUCAAGUCAUACCCCAGCAUACGUGAGGUCUACCUCAUCUGUAACACCAGCAACGUAGGCAUGGUAGCGCCGCUGGGCUACAAUGGCCUCCUAAUCAUGAGCUGCACAUACUAUGCCUUCAAGACGCGGAACGUGCCCGCCAAUUUUAAUGAGGCUAAAUACAUUGCCUUUACCAUGUACACUACCUGCAUCAUCUGGUUGGCCUUCGUGCCAAUCUACUUUGGCUCUAAUUACAAGAUCAUAACCACAUCCUUCUCCGUCAGCCUGAGUGUAACAGUGGCACUGGGCUGCAUGUUCACACCCAAGAUGUACAUAAUCAUCGCCAAACCAGAGAGGAACGUCCGAAGCGCCUUCACCACAUCUGACGUGGUGCGAAUGCACGUUGGAGAUGGGAAGUCUGCAGCUCAGUCAACAAGCAACAGCUUCCUGAAUAUGUUCCGCCGGAAGAAGACCGUAACAGGCAAUGCCAAUUCUAAUGGCAAGUCUGUGUCAUGGUCUGAAUCAGGUCCAAGACACCCUCCGAGGGGGGGGAAUGUGUGGCACAGACUGUCUGUGCAUGUGAGGAAACAGGAAGCCGGCUUGAAUCAGACGGCGGUCAUCAGGCCCCUAACUAACACCCCCGACCCCCACAGCUGUGAGCCCUCCACCUGCAACACUGGCACCGCCUCCCAAGAUCCCCCCCCAGAACCACCUGGCACUAAACCUCUGUACAACCUGACGGAGGAAGACGACGAGGGCGAUGCGCAGCGCCCUCUUUGGACUCCAACUAGCACUGAUCGGCUGCGAGGGCGGGAGUCGGAUUUGGAUGAGCCGGCUUCUCUUUUGCCCUUCCACUUGACAGGCCACACCACAGAUCGCUUGCACAGGGAUGUGGUGGACACGCACAGCUCCCAUGCACCUGCACUGAAUGACCGCACUGCCAAGGAGGCAAUGCCUGCCAACGAGCCUUUGAGCUUGACACCCUCUCACCUUCCUUCAGCUCCACAACACGGGGCAUUUGCAGAAGAGGGGCUUGAGGAUGAGGAACUGGACCUCUUACACGGCUACAUUUAUGACGCCAAGGAGGAAGGGGAGAGGGAGGAUGGGGAAGGUGAGGAUUUAAUUCAAAACAAGGCAACACUGGAGGAUUCCCUAGCUCUGUCUCCCCCCUCCCCUUUCAGAGACUCUGUGUAUUCAGGGGACUCUGUCACCGGCUCCCCCAUCAUCGAUUCGAUGCUCGGUAGCCCCUCGGUCUACACCGCCGACAUCCUCCGAGACUACGCACACAGCUCCUCAACACUGUGAGAGCAAAAACCAACGCUGGCACAGCGGCUGUCAGCAGACUUGAGCAUCACACAGAGUGCAUUACACCGACACACACCGACACACAACACGUGCAACGAUACGAUUUAACAUUUCGAGUUUUUAACAUUUGUUUAUUUGCUCUGACAUUUGCUUGCUUAACUGUAUUUAUUACUCUGCUGUUAUCAGUAAGUGGUUAAUCGAAAAUACAGGUAGACCACAAAUUAUCUACGAGUGCUUACGUUUCUGAGGGGCCGUGAGUGCACAAAGCCUUCCUGAAAAAUGUAAAACUGGGACGCGUGCCAAAACUAGUCAGCUCUCACGCCAAAUUUUUUAAUGAAUGAAGUAACACGGAGAGUCAUAAUAGAAGAUGUAGCUGUGUUUUUUUUUUUUGUUUUUUUGUUUUAAUAGAGACAGUGCAAUUGUAGAGUCUGCAAAAAAGAAAACACGGCAAGAGAAACACAGUAGUGUUUGCGCAGCGUGCUUACACAUCACAGACCAAACUUUCUCUAAAGACUGCAAUAGCUUAAGUGCAUUUCAUGCCAGUUUUGAUUAGCUCUGCUCUUCUGCUGCAGCACAUGCACAGGUCUGUUCAUGUGUAUAGCAGUCAAAGCUUCAUUCAAGAAAAUCAACUUUUCAUUGAGUAUUCAUUAAGUAACUGCACCCUUUCUCUAAUCAAACCUCAUUGCAGUUUAUAUAUUACAAAUUAACAAGAAAAGUGAAGUAUGUUGUUUGAGUAUUACAUUUAUGUGCCGCAAGGUGUGCUCAUCACAAAAGUAGUAUCAACGAACUCAGAUCCUGCUGAAGACUCGCGCUGUAUGAUAUGUGACUAUGGUUACAAUGUGCCAAGCAAAGUUGUUAUCAGCCUACAGCCCCCACUUUCUGUUUUAUUUAUUUAUUUAUUUUUAUGACGUAGCUGGUAAACAGGUAAAUAGGGUGAUUGUAGAUGACGGCAAUGCUGUUUAUUUCGUUUACACUAAAACCAUAACCCUGAGAAUUUUUACGCGCGUGGGAAAUGACAACAGAAAAAGAUUUUGCUUUCCAUGCUGUGUGGAUAUUUCCCACAUUUUCUGAGUUUGCUGUGUCAUUGUAAUGGAAAAACACAGUAAGUUGUACAAGUUAUCAAAGUUUGUAAUACUGUUAAGCCAUCUCUUGUUUUUCACGCAGGUGGUAUGUUUGUAAUACUAAUAAAUGUUUCUAUAUUUAGAAUGUCGACAGAAAAACAAAGUUUAUACAUUUUGCAACUGUCCUCGGAUACUCGUCAAAAAGCAGUGUGUUUGUUUUUUGGGGGUAAAUUUUAAGUUGAGCCAGUUGUAUCCUCUUGAACACAUUUGGUUGUAAAAGUAACCAAUGAUUGAUUGCUUCUUGUAACGAGAUGAUACAUGUUUCAAUUUUGUUUAAAUCUUGCAUUAUAAAGUUAAGUAAUUUAAUUGAGGUUAAGUUUCUUAGUUCUUUUAUCUAUAAGAAUGCAAAUAAUUUCAAAGUACGAGACUACACAGUACGUAGUGCAAUUGUAUUGUAUUUCCAAAUGUUUUUAGUCUAUUAUAGUGUAAGUUGUUAAAUGAUCUUAACCAGUGUAAAAUAUAUCAGGUGCCACCUGAAAAACACUGUCAAAUCUAGAACGAAAUAGGCCUUUAUGUUUUGGGUGAGCUGAACAUGAAAGAUGCUGUAAAAUAAAAACAAAACUUAUAUUAAAAA